AAUCGAAAGCAGUUCAGACGUUCCAACCUAUCACCAAAAAGGAAAAAAAUGGAAAAAGGUGGUCUUGGACUAGAAAUUACAGAGCUCAGAUUAGGUCUCCCAGGUUCAUGUGGUCCUAGUUUAGUGGACAAAAAUGAUAAGAAGAGGGUGUUCUCAGAGAUUGCCGAAGACAAGAAUAGCACCACUGACGAGAAAAGUACUCAAACAAAGAGUCAAGUUGUGGGGUGGCCUCCGGUGUGUUCAUACCGGAAAAGGAACAGUUUUCAAGAGAAAGAUCACCUGAAAAAAGAAUCGAAAAUGUACGUGAAAGUUAGCAUGGAUGGGGCGCCUUUUCUGCGCAAGAUUGAUUUGAACAUGCACAAAGGCUACUCCGAUCUCGCUUUGGCAUUGGAAGAGCUCUUCGAUUGCUUCGGUAUCAGCGAGGCGUUGAAGGAUGCAGACAAUUCCGAACAAGUUCCCAUUUAUGAAGACAAAGAUGGAGACUGGAUGCUAGUGGGAGAUGUUCCUUGGGAGAUGUUCAUUGAAUCGUGCAAGAGGCUGAGGAUCAUGAAGAGGUCAGAGGCGGCCAAGGGUUUUGGACUGCAGCUGAAGGGUUUCCCCAAAGGCUUUAUAAAAGACGUGACUAAAUAAAUAAUGGCUCGUUGAAAGACUAGUAUACUUUUAACCAGAUCAUUUUCUUGUCUCCUACAUGCAUGUUUUUAGUUUCGUUGAUCAUGCCGGUACGUACUCGACCGCGUUGUUUCUAAUUUGGUUAAGCAGACAGUACUAGCUAGUACGUACUUGAUCUUGUUUAAAUCACGAAUGUACGUGAUACUUCCCUA
Molecule: messenger RNA, 821 nt
Organism: Juglans microcarpa x Juglans regia
Lineage: Eukaryota; Viridiplantae; Streptophyta; Magnoliopsida; Fagales; Juglandaceae
Product: auxin-induced protein 22C-like
Exons: 3
Coding region: 49-630 (193 amino acids)
Biological process (GO): regulation of DNA-templated transcription
Cellular component (GO): nucleus
Molecular function (GO): protein binding
Source: RefSeq, a predicted model, not a curated record